AUGCAGAUCCAAGCACCACCAGCGCAGUCGUAUUCUCCGCCUCCUUAUGAAGCCCCACCUGUAGCGACACGGAGGGCACACCGACCACAUACAAACCAAGUCAUCGAAGCUGGACAUAUUCGUGCUCGAGAUGAGCAAGAGAUGCAAAACAUGCUACAGAAUGUGCAGAUGGCAUUCAAAAUUUACAAUAGUGAUAUUGACCCGGAGCACGAUUCGGAUUACUACUGCAACUGUUUGAUUCACCAGUACAAACGGGCGAAGAUGAAUCGUGUUGGUGUUCAAGAGAUGUGGUCCAAAGCGGUCAUGUACCCUGGAGAGAAGUCAUAUCACGACUCCUACCAGAUGACCCUCUUCAGCAAUAAUCCUUACAGAUACCGCAUCGUCAGCCCCUAUGGCUACAACAACAACUCCUAUUAUUCAACUCCACGGCCUAAUCCACGGUACCAUGCACAGGCGGUUCAGCAGACCAUUCAGUUGAAUGCAGCUCUCAACGCAGAAGCACAAGCUGCUAUCAAUGCUAAGGAGCCAAACUUCAACAUUUGGGAAGUUGACCAAUUAGCCUCAUCGAUGUCAAAUUUAACCAUGGACCAAAGCUCUUCGACUCUAGGUGACGACAAAAAGCGCCCUAUGGAAAUGGGGUCUGACGAGAAGCGCCAGAGCGUUGCUGGAUCAUUCACGAAUGGAAGUGACAAGAGUGCCAAACCGUCAAGAUUUUCAGGUUUGAAGAAAGCCCUUGCUAUCAAAUCACCCGAGGAGAAAGCAGUCAUCAAGACAGAAAAGAAGGCCUCGCGUGGUCGAGAGAUUCGAAAUGCAAUUCUAGCGGAAGAACGAGGUCGAUGGCCAGAUGAUGAAUGGCGACAGAUUGUGGCCGCUUACCAAGACAAGGUCGGCAUGACUCGGAAGAUAGCAGAUCUCAGAGUCCGUCAUCCUACGCAAUACCUUCACUUGCUUCGGGCUGGAUAUUUCGAACCAAUUCCAGUAGCUUGGGCAAAUCUAAAUUCCAAUCCUCUCAAAUUUUCAAUCGAAGCAGCGGCUGGAUGGAGAGGAAUUACUCCCACUUGGAGAGGUUAUGAAGACACUGCAGAAGAGCGGCUCUACUGGGUCCUUAAUCACAGAGAGGGUAGUGUCGGAAUGAGGAUGAAGCCAGAUGUCAUAUCCGAGAUGAAUAUGGCACGUGCUAGGAUGGCAUCCGCCGUCGAACCACCACCUAUCUACUUCUCUCCAGAUGAUACCUGCCAUGUGCAGCAUACGUCUGAGGGCUACUCAAAGCAGGUCAUGCCGGCCCCAUUUAGACCCUUUGAUGCCCCAGAAGUCCCCACCGACGACACGAUGAUUCUGUUAGAUGUUUCUGGGUCUAUGGAUUUUGAUCCUGUUCGGCCGAACUACGACCAGUAUAUGAUUACUGGCUAUUCUAGAUCUACCCAACCCAAGAAUAAAGACGUUGCCAAGGCCAUCAUCCGCAGAUUUACUGAUGCGAUGGCAAACCACGACCACAAUUUCUCAGGCUACCAGCUCACUACUUUCUCAAGUAAAGCCAACUAUAUUGGAGUUGUGAAUCACCAAAAUCUCGAUAAGAUGUGGAGGAACGUCAGACUUGGAGGUGGAACACGAGUUAUGACGGGAUGGCAAAAGGUGAAGGAGUUGCACUUUCAAAAGCAUUCCGAGUCUGCAACUCACCACCCAGUUUAUGGCUGGCAAGCGGGUCCGCAGACACCCAUGCUGAGAUUAUUACUUCUUCUGGACGGUGAAGCCACAGAUAUGGACGAAUUCGAACUAGAUCUUCUCGGUCUUUCGUGGGUCCAUGUCACGAUAUUCCUGAUUGGAGUCGAUGGAUGUCCCCACCAUCACAGACACGCCAACGAGUUGCAAAGAAUCAGCGAAGUCAAUCACCACGUUGCCUUUGUCGAUGCCCAAGGCAACACACCAGAACGAUUCGUCACUCACGAGCUACUCAAACGCCAUCUUGGGUAUGAAAUAUCAAUGUCGGAGUUCGUAGAAAUGGAACAGCCGCCCCCAUACUCAGGUUGA
Molecule: messenger RNA, 2028 nt
Organism: Mollisia scopiformis
Lineage: Eukaryota; Fungi; Ascomycota; Leotiomycetes; Helotiales; Mollisiaceae
Exons: 3
Coding region: 1-2028 (675 amino acids)
Source: RefSeq, a predicted model, not a curated record